AUGCGCCUCAUUCACCGCUUGCUUCUAUUCUCGAUCUUUCUGGCGUACGUGGAUUCGAACACCAAGCUGAACCUUCAGAAUCAAGGAGAAGUCGAAGAAGAAGAGGAGGACGCGGAAGGGGAAGACGGACCCCACGGGAAGGAUGUGUACUCGUUCCUUGCGAGUCGGAUGAACCAAGAUCUCGGGCUGAAGAAGCAGAAGAAAGCAAGCAUUUACAAGAUUCCAGGCGAGUUUUGAAGCUGAUUCCAAAUGAAUUCUGUCUUUCAGGUCCACAAGAACCGCUCCCCGGCCGAUCGCACGAUGGAGACUAUUGGCCAGUGUUCCCAUUCCAGAAUCAGUUCUCCGGAGGUGUCGAUCUCGAUCCCUCAACUUCCAGAGUAAGUACUUGCAUAGUCCUUUUGUAAAACUUCUUGUUCUCAGCACAUCGGAGGAGACAUGAACUUUGCCGUACCAUCGUGGGGAAUGCUUGACAUCUACGGUCGUUUCUACAACAGAGUCCAAGACACUUCAACCAAGUUCGGAUACCUCAAUCAUCCGGUCAACAUGCUCGAUUUGGAGAAGGAGGACUUUGUGAAGUUGAUGAGUGAUCCAGCGAUGCAAGCAAACAGAAGUGAGUGGAAACCCAGAUUCAAGUGUGAAAUGAUCAUUUGCAGUGGCGCAUCCAACCCUUCCGAUGGGGAAAUUCGGAAAACAGUACAUGCCAAUGGCCUGCAAACCUCCCCUCUGCAACCCGUAUCACAUGAACUUUGCACUGGGAGUGAGUUGUCUUCUGAUCAUUCGGUUGCUGAAGAUCCACAGUUAAGAUCGAACACGAAUUUGGAGGAUCGGACGGAUUGGAAGGAGAUAUCGACGUGGCAGUUCCGAUGUCGAAAGGAAUCGCCUACAGAUUCCCAUUCUCUGGAAACGUGUACUACAGUCAGUUGCCAAUGCAAAACCAUUUCAUUUUGGGUUACAUUUUCAGGUUACGACAAUAUGACUGUUCAUUACGGUCAGAAUCUGUCUCCAGUGGACCCGUUCACCAGUUUAUUCGACUAUCAGAAGCAUCGAGAUCCGGCACUUGCAAUUCCACGACGUUGGCCGAGAAGUAUUCGAGAGCCACCCAGUCAAACACCAGAAAUGAAUCCACUGCAAAUGCAGAUGGGCGGUCCCCAAAUGUUCGGACUUCCGUACCAAAUGGCCAUGAUGCCUAUCAUGAACACUGUAAAGAACCCGUACAUUUAA
This is a messenger RNA of Caenorhabditis sp. 36 PRJEB53466, 1221 nucleotides long. The record is from the annotation of a GenBank genome assembly. Lineage: Eukaryota; Metazoa; Nematoda; Chromadorea; Rhabditida; Rhabditidae.